Aplosporella prunicola CBS 121167 is the source of this 2939-nucleotide messenger RNA. RefSeq lists its product as uncharacterized. The coding region runs from base 437 to 2557 and encodes 706 amino acids. The record is from RefSeq and is a predicted model, not a curated record. The transcript has a single exon. Lineage: Eukaryota; Fungi; Ascomycota; Dothideomycetes; Botryosphaeriales; Aplosporellaceae.
AAAAAAAAAAAAAAAAUAGUCAUUUCCGACCACGCAAUGCUGCAUUGAGCAUCGACGUCGUCUCGCUCUCUAUCAACUUCUCAAGCGCGUGACUGUUUCUUCAUUGAAUUUCCACGAACCUCCCCCCUUCUUUCGACAGGAGAACUCACGAGCCCCCUAUGUCCCAAAAGGUGCAUCGGACUCAAUCGUGGACGCAUGAUAUUGUCCCACUUUCCUGUCUUCGACCGCCUCGUUCUAGCGUUCGCAUGACGAUCUACCGCCAACUCACCGUCGAUCUUAUACGAACAACUGGGCCACGAUACAGGUGUCCAAGCAAACACCUUCCCCAAAAGGUCACUGAAAUUCCCUCUUUAUUUCCCCACACGCGCUGGAUCCACCCCAGGAUUAAACACCAUAAUCCACAAGGAAUCUCCACGUACAGCUGCAGAACACGCAGAUGCCGGGACAACGAAACCACCGCCAACACAACGACAGCGACGACGUCGACAGCCUGCACGGCUAUGAUAAGAAGAGCUUCGCCUACCGGGCGCGCCAGUUCUCUCAGCAGCGGCAGCAGCAGCAGCAGCAGCAGCAACAACAACAGCCGUACACCGGGCCCCGCCCCCCUGUGCAAGCAUGGACGCAAACACCGCCCAACUCUCCCCAGUCCCCACGCCACUUCCUCCACCGCUUGAGUUCGGCCUUUUCCUCCUUCACCAAGACGUCCAAGCGCUCCAAGUCGGCCUCGACGCUGUCGACGUCGACGAGUAAGAACCGCGCUCGACCGUCCACGACCACCCCCACACCGGGAUCGCCGCCGCCGCCGCCGCCAGUCCGGCGCUCCCUCAGCCCGCUGCUCCAGCUCCAGCUGCCCCCCCUUUCGCCCUCGUUGCCCGACACCGGCACCAUCAGCACCACGGGCACCACGGCCAGCCCCGCCAGCACCAUCACCGCAGCACCUGGACCCGGAGCUGCACCGGGCCCGCACCACGCCUCGUCGUUCCCGGCUCCGGCCUACCACCACCGCCAUCACCGCCCCGAAUCGUCGUCGUCGUCGCUCUCGUUCCGCUGCGCCGGCGUCAGCGCCGCAUUGCUCGCUUCGCUCUGCCCCUCCACCGCCGCCGCUUCCGCUGCUGCCACUACCACCGUGGUAGGCGGCACAGGCGCGCCCGCGUCCCUUCCGCCGCCCCGCCUCCCGAGCCGCGCCCGCGACGUCCAUAGCCAUAGCGCGCCGCCGGGUCUCGCCGCGGCACCCGGCCCGCCGCCGCCUUUCUGGCCCUCUGCGCUGCCGCUGCCGCCGCCCUCGCCGUCGCUGGCACCCUCGUCGCGUCCCCCCUCAUCGCGCCCGGCCACUGCCGCGUCGGUGCUCGUGCCUUGCGUCUUCCAGCCCGAUGCUGGCGAUGCCUACGGUUACGGUUACGGCUACGGCUAUGGCUACGGCAUUGACGGCGGGCUGCCCUGCGCGCGCGGCGUCCGCGGCGCUGACACCGUCUUCGGUGCCGCCGCUGGCGGGGUGGGCGGGGCCGACCGGUCACGGGCCCCGCCUUUGCCUUACUACAUGCAAUACCAGCACCCGCACCCGCAGCUAGACGCAGAGUUAGAGCUAGGGCAAGACGACGACGACGACGACGACCGCCCUCGCCGCCCGCUGCCCGGGCCCCCCGUCGACUGGGCCGCCACGACGCGCAACUCGUUUGUGUUCCGGCAGCGCGGCGCGCGCGUCGCGUCGCCCGCGUUCGCGUGUCUUGGGCCUUCUUCAGGCAAUGAUGACGGCGAGGAAGACGACGACGAGGCCUUUGCUCCCGCGGAGUUCGGCGCCUUGUCUGCGUUUGCGCCUGCGGGUGCGGCUGCGUCUGGCGCGGGAACUGGCACCGCGACCUAUGCGACCGACAGCAAUGGCGCGCGGCAGAGUCGCUGGAGCAGGCAGAGUCGGCGCUGCCAUUCCCCGUUGCCGUACAAUUACCACUAUCAGCAGCAGCAGCAGCAACACCACCCGCACCCACUGCGCCAAGACAGCUCGAGCGCGGACGUCGAUGCCGAUGUCUCGGCCCCGCCAGGUGAGUUCCUAACGUACACGCUCAGCCUCUCGAUCCCGUCGAUGCCGCCUACGCCGCCGCCGAAGUCGCAGCUGCGGCUGCGGGGGGGAGCGGGCGAUGGCGAGGACGAAGUCGGAGCUGAUGCCACGGGCCGAGGCACGCGACAGCGAGAGACGUCGGCGUCGCCUGGCCCCGACGCCCGCGCGCAGAGGCCCGCCUCCCGCGUGCCUUCCUUCUUGCUGUAUAUCGUCGGUGGCGGCGGCGGUGGGGGCGGGGGCGCGGGGCGGCGGCGCGCGCUUGAGGAGCGUGAGCGAGAGCGAGAGCGAGAACGAGAGCGUGAGCGGGGAGGGGAAAGGAAUGGUGAUGGUGGGGAGGGGGAGAAGGGAGCGCUGGAUAACGAGGGCAAGAAGCUCAAGACAAAGAAGCUGAAACGCAACGUUUUGCUUGGUCUGCUGUUUCCGGGGCAGGGGGGGCGGCGGCUGGCGAAGAGGAAUGGAGGAAAGAAGGAAGGAAAGGCUGAGGGUAAGGGUGAGAAGGCGUGAGGGUUAGUUGGGUUGUUGCUGUUGCUGUUGCUGUUGCUGGCGGGGUGGUGUGGCUGCUGGGGAUUUAGUUUUGUUUUGCUUUGUUCUGUCUGUUCGGGUGCUUGGGUGCAUGGGCUGGUGUCUGGUCUGGUUGGUCUGGUUGUUGCGGAUGUGGUUGAGGGAGUUUGGGAUAACGAACGAUGAGGCACGGCACCUAGGCUGGGGGGGGGGCUGAGGCCAACAACGAAGGCAUCACGACACGACACGACACGACGACGUAGGCCCCGCACGCGCUGAACCGACACGAAACUAGUGGAUGGUAUCUGCUUUUUUAUUUUUUCGUUUCGCUUUUACUUUUCGGGGGCAUGUUCCAUACAUAUCAUAUCUACACGCUGAUCGUCUU